AUGCUUUUAGGGCUCAAAAGACAACUUGAUUAUGCUUCCUAUAAGCCUGGUAAAGAUUGUAAUAAUGAUGGGGACAUUCAGACUGGUAUAAUGGCAGACAAAAAUGAUCAAAGUAGUACACAUAAACAAAGAUCCAAAGAUGACAGACCAGUACCAAAUGGUGCAACUAUAUCCGCUGAGGCAAACUUAAGACAAGAAAAGAAAAAAGAAAUUGAUACAGCAUUUAAAGAAGUAAAAGACAAACUUAGUGAUAUAAGUUAUGUAAGGGUUGCAUACUGGAGACACAAAAAGUAUUUGCGUGGACAAGCAUCCAGAUAUAUUACAUCGGGGAUGCUUCCCUCUCAGUAUAAAAGAUUAACCGAGGGUGCUGGAAUGGGGAGUCUGUCGCAGCUUCAGUUAGACAGGUUUACUGGAGUAUAUGCACCUGUAGUCCAUGACCUCAAGGAGGAAUCAAUGGAGGAGGCUGUCCAUUUGGAAAUUGGAAUGUACGAGAACAUUGAAGAUGGAAUUACUAUAAUGAGUGAUGGUUGUCAUGGAUCUCAUAAAAAUGCGAAUGACUGUGAUGUCAUUGUGCUUGGGUACAAAUCUCACCAAGUUCUCCAAUCCUGUCACGUUACUAAAAAUGAUGACCCAUCCCCUCAAAGGCAUGAGACAUUCGGGACAAAGAAAAUUUACGAAACAUUUGAUGAGAAUUCUAUUUGGAUUGGGACUCACGUACAUGAUGCUAACACAGCCAUAAAUGUGUUCAUACGUGAUGAGAGAGCGCCAACCAUCAACCAAAAUGAUACCUGGCAUGCAUCUCACAACAUGAAAAAACAGAUAUCAAACAUAGCACAUGGAUCUAAAAAAUCACAUGGACAAACUUGGCAUAGGCAGCUUGAAGACAAACCAGAAUCUAUCCGUCAAUUUUAAUAUUAUGCGAUGCUGAAUUGUAAUGAAGACCACAUCAUUUUACGACAGAUGUUAGACAAUAUGGUUCAACACUAUACCGUAAUAAUCAUGAAAAUUGCCACGCUAAAGCCAGAUGCCGGAUAGAUCCAAAUUAUGAGCCAAGCACUUUAAUGUUGACAAACCAGUGGGAUAUAGGUAAGCUGGCCCAUGCCAUAAAAAAGUCUACCAUGUACAGAAUGGCAAUUAAGUAUAAUAAAGGACUGAAUACACCGUACGUUGAAAGCUUAAACAAUACCCUCAAUGUAUUCCAUGAUAAAAGGAUUUACUUCAAGAAAACCCAGUAUGAACAUCGAACUAAUUUGACAAUCCUCUAUUUGAAUGAAAAUGUUGCAAAAAAUUUUCCUUUUUUGCACUUGUGCAUACAUGUUAAUAUUGAGAUUCUUUUUUCUUUUCUUUUCUCGUUGCAAGUGCAAAACAGUCAAGGCAAUUUUUAGUCAAAGAACAAUUUAUCAGUAUCAGGUCACUUUCCACUCAAGAGGUAUUUUAUUUAAUAAUAAUAAAGAUAAAUUGUGAGUAAAUUAUGAAUAUUUCAGAUGAAGAUUCUGAAGAAAAAAAAUUGAAAGCUGAUGAGCAAAAAUCCUCCCCCG
Messenger RNA from Owenia fusiformis, 1538 nucleotides. The record is from the annotation of a GenBank genome assembly. NCBI's taxonomy places the organism in Eukaryota, Metazoa, Annelida, Polychaeta, Sabellida, Oweniidae.